AACUCAGACUUCUUCAGACUUUGGUCACUGAAGUUUAAAUUCUUGAUGGACUGACUGAAACUUCGAUACAAUUUAGUGAUUCACAGUUAUUUCAUGUCGUAGUGUGCUUGACUGCAUGGACCUAGGAUAAAUAAAAUUAUUUAAUUUGUCUUUCACUGUUGAAAUGGGGCUUCUUACAAUUCUUAAAAAAAUGAAACAGAAAGAGAAGGAAAUGAGAAUUUUGAUGUUAGGACUUGAUAACGCAGGUAAAACAACAAUAUUAAAGAGGUUCAACGGUGAAGACAUAAGCACAAUAUCUCCAACUCUUGGAUUUAAUAUCAAGACUUUAGAACAUAAAGGAUACAAUCUGAACGUGUGGGAUGUUGGCGGACAGAAGUCACUGCGCUCGUAUUGGCGCAACUACUACGAGUGCACAGAUGGCCUCGUCUGGGUGGUGGACAGCGGGGACAAGCGGCGUCUGGAAGCCUGCAGUAAUGAGUUGCAUGCAUUGCUAAAAGAGGAGCGCCUUCAAGGAGCCACACUCCUUGUAUUUGCAAACAAACAAGACUUACCUGGGUCCUUAACUUCUGAAGAGAUCAAAGACGUAAUUGAUCUUGACUCUAUCAAAGGCCAUCACUGGAAAAUCUUACCAUGCAGUGCUGUAACAGGUAACAACCUGCUUGUGGGCAUCGACUGGCUUGUAGGUGAUAUCGCUGCUCGAAUCUUCACUUCAGACUAAUUUUAUACUGUGAUAUUGUUUUAUGCUUCCUUUUUAUGCUCUCAACACAAUUUGUUUAGCUUUAAUAUUUUCUGAACUAUAACAGUAUUAAUAUUGAAUUAAACAAGUGUAUUAUUGUA
Molecule: messenger RNA, 837 nt
Organism: Homalodisca vitripennis (glassy-winged sharpshooter)
Lineage: Eukaryota; Metazoa; Arthropoda; Insecta; Hemiptera; Cicadellidae
Gene: Arl2
Product: ADP-ribosylation factor-like protein 2
Exons: 5
Coding region: 164-718 (184 amino acids)
Biological process (GO): protein folding
Cellular component (GO): microtubule cytoskeleton; cytoplasm
Molecular function (GO): GTPase activity; GTP binding
Source: RefSeq, a predicted model, not a curated record